AUGGUCCCCACAGAAGUCACAAGCCUGAUCCCUAAUAUGGCAGAUGACUAUAACUAUGACACCACGUCUUCCAUGGAAGAUUAUGGGAACUUCAACAUCACUGACUUAUUCUGUAAGAAAAACCACGUCAGGCAGUUCGCAAGCUACUUCCUUCCACCCUUCUACUGGCUCGUGUUCAUCGUGGGGUCCUUGGGCAACAGUCUGGUCAUCCUUGUCUACUGGUACUGCACGAGGGUGAAGACCAUGACUGACAUGUUCCUUUUGAAUUUGGCAAUCGCUGACCUUCUCUUUCUUGUCACCCUUCCCUUCUGGGCCAUUGCCGCCACUGACCAGUGGAAAUUCCAGACCUUCAUGUGCAGACUGGUCAACAGCAUGUACAAGAUGAACUUCUACAGCUGUGUGCUGCUGAUCACGUGCAUCAGCGUGGACAGGUACAUCGCCAUUGCUCAGGCCACGAGAGCGCAGAUGUGGAGGCAGAAAAGGCUUCUGUACAGCAAAAUGGUCUGCUUUACUGUCUGGGUGAUGGCAGCCGCACUCUGCAUCCCGGAACUCCUGUACAGCCAAGUCAAGAAGGAGUAUGGGAUUGCUCUCUGCACCAUGGUUUACCCCAGUGACGAGAGUACCAAACUGAAGUCAGCUGUGUUGACUCUGAAAGUCAUCCUGGGGUUCUUCCUCCCUUUUGUGGUCAUGGCUUGCUGCUAUACCAUCAUCAUUCACACCCUGAAACAAGCCAAGAAGUCAUCCAAGCACAAGGCCCUGAAGGUGACCAUCACUGUGCUCACUGUCUUCGUCCUAUCCCAGUUCCCCCAUAACUGCGUUCUGCUGGUGCAGACCAUCGAUGCCUACAGCACGUUCAUCUCCAGCUGUGCUGUCUCCACCAACAUUGACAUCAGCUUCCAGGUCACUCAAACCAUCGCCUUUCUCCACAGUUGCCUGAACCCUGUUCUCUACGUUUUUGUGGGUGAGAGGUUCCGCCGGGAUCUUGUGAAGACCCUAAAGAACUUGGGUUGCAUCAGCCAGGCUCAGUGGGUUUCAUUUACAAGGAGAGAAGGAAGCCUGAAGCUGUCAUCUAUGUUGCUGGAGACAACCUCGGGAGCUCUUUCCCUCUGA
Messenger RNA from Balaenoptera ricei (Rice's whale), 1110 nucleotides. RefSeq names its product C-C motif chemokine receptor 9 (gene CCR9). Gene Ontology annotation, cellular component: membrane. The transcript has 2 exons. NCBI's taxonomy places the organism in Eukaryota, Metazoa, Chordata, Mammalia, Artiodactyla, Balaenopteridae. The record is from RefSeq and is a predicted model, not a curated record. Gene Ontology annotation, biological process: chemotaxis; immune response; G protein-coupled receptor signaling pathway. Gene Ontology annotation, molecular function: C-C chemokine receptor activity. Bases 1 to 1110 code for a protein of 369 amino acids.